CCGUUCAUUCACUCGCUCACCAAACCUACACACUCUCUCUCUAGCUGCAGUAAAAUCCGAGCUCAUCCCCACUUCCUCCUGCUCUCUCUCUCUACUUAAAGCUAAAAUCUUGCUUCUGACCGUUUGCACAUCACUCACUCUCUCUCUCUCUCUCUCUCUGCGGACUGACGUCGUCGUCGUCCUCCUCCUCCUCUUCUUCUGCUGCUUCUUGCACUGUGAUGUGAGCGCACCUCCGCCAACGCUCGGCCGGCGAAGAAGAGAAUGGCAUACAUGUGCGCCGACAGCGGGAACCUCAUGGCCAUCGCUCAGCAAGUCAUCAAGCAAAAGCAGCAGCAAGAACAGCAGCAGCAGCAGCAACAGAACCACCCCCACCAACACCUCCUCUUGGGCAUCAACUCCUUCUCUCUCAGCCCAUGGACUGCCGCCACCUCCUCCUCCUCCGCCGCCGCCGCCCCCUCCAACGCAAACUCCCCCAAUUUCGCCCCCGCCUUCCCCGACCCCUUCCAGGUCGCCUCCGCCUCCGAUCCCGCCUUCCCCUUCCCGACCCUCGACCACCACCACCCCUCCGGCGGCGGCGAGUUCCGCUUCGGCGGCUUCGGUGGCGGCGAGUUCGACUCCGACGAGUGGAUGGAGAGCUUGAUGGGGAGCGGGGAUUCCACGCCGGUUAGCUCCAGCCUGCCCUCCGCCUGCGACACGUGGCAGAAUGCCGCGGCUGAUUUCGGGCUCUAUUCGGCUGAUCCCUUCGUCGCCUGCCCGAGCCGGCUCGGAAACUCAGACCUCAACCGGGUCGUUAGCCCCACUUGGGCUGCGCCGCCGCCUCCUCCGCCGGCGGCUGCAGAGGACUCCAAGCCGGCGAGGGUCUCGGUGUCGCCGCCGAGACAGCACAAGGGCGACGUGGCCGCGGCCACGGUCGGGGUGUCUUCUGCUUCCACCACGCUGGAGACCGAGCUGUCGCAGCCGCUGCUGAGGGCCCUUCUCGACUGCGCCCGGGUCAGCGAGUCCGACCCGGAGCUGGCCGCCAAAACGCUGGCUCGACUAAGGGAAUCGGCGUCUGAGCGUGGAGAUCCGGCGGAGAGAGUGGCGUUCUACUUCUCCGAGGCCCUCCACAGUCGGCUCUCGCUUGAAGGAAGCCCAAUCACGUCAUCAACGUCGCCGGAAGAGUUCACACUCUCGUACAAGGCCUUCAACGACGCUUGCCCGUACUCGAAGUUCGCCCACUUGACCGCGAACCAAGCAAUCCUCGAAGCCACCGAGAAGGCCAGCAAGAUCCACAUCGUCGACUUCGGGAUAGUCCAGGGAGUCCAGUGGGCGGCUCUCUUGCAAGCCCUCGCCACCCGCUCCACCGGAAAGCCCGACCGAAUCCGGAUCUCGGGCAUCCCUGCCCGGGCCCUUGGGGAGAACCCAGCGUCUUCUCUCCUUGCCACGGGCAAUCGCCUCCGCGAGUUCGCGAAGCUCCUGGAGCUCAACUUCGAGUUCGACCCGAUUCUAGCUCCGAACGAUUCGCUGGACGUCUCCAGCUUCCGGGUCGACCCAGACGAGGACCUGGCCGUCAAUUUCAUGCUCCAAUUGUACAAUCUCCUGGGCGAGACCUCCGCGGCGGUCGAGGGGGCGCUCCGGCUGGCGAAGUCGCUGGGCCCAAAGAUUGUCACGCUGGGCGAGUACGAGGCGUCGCUGAACAGGGCCGCGUACCCGGCCCGGUUCAAGAACGCGCUGGGCUACUACGCUGCUGUGUUCGAGUCGCUCGAGCCGAUGAGCCGCGAGUCCCCGGAGAGGCAGGAGGUGGAGAGGCUAUUGCUGGGGCGGAGGAUCGCAAGCUCGGUCGGGCCGGAGGGGCCGCGGACGGAGAGGGAGCGGAUGGAGGACAAGGAGCAAUGGAGGGUUCUGAUGGAGGGCGCUGGCUUCGAGGCGGUGCCGCUCAGCCACUACGCGGUGAGUCAGGCGAAUUUACUGCUGUGGAACUACAAGUACAGCGAGCUGUACUCGCUGGUGGAUUCUCCACCUGGGUAUCUCUCUCUAGCUUGGAACGAGGUGCCUUUGCUUACCGUCUCUUCAUGGCGUUAAUGGAGGUCUCUUCCAUUUUUCUUCGUUUUUCUUUUCCUUGGGAGGGGUCUUUAAUGGGUAUAUAGCGACGUCUUUUCAAAUGGGUAAUUCUUCUUCUUCUUCUUCUUCUUCUUACAAUUUCUAUGUAAUUAAUCUUUUGGGUAAUGGUUUGAUGAUCCGAAAUUUGAUUAGCAGUGACUAGUUUCAGAGCUUACAGUCAGAUCAGACAUGGAACCUAAUCCUCGAGGUGUGAAAUCGAAGCUGUUUCAUUUGGAUUUUACCUUAGUCCUUGGUUAGUUCCAGAAGCUGUUCUUUCUUAGCUUUGAGUUUACUUCUCUUCUUUCUUGCCCACGAACUCUACUAGUUUGCCCUCCCCAUCCUCCUUCUCUUUUGGGAUUUUGGGUUAAUGUAGGUGAAGCAGCAAAUGUAAAAACGGGGACUUUAUGUACCCAAGAAUUGAAUUAGCUUUUCUUUUUGGCUCAGA
Messenger RNA from Rhodamnia argentea, 2524 nucleotides. Its product is annotated as SCARECROW-LIKE protein 7. The record is from RefSeq and is a predicted model, not a curated record. Lineage: Eukaryota; Viridiplantae; Streptophyta; Magnoliopsida; Myrtales; Myrtaceae. Gene Ontology annotation, molecular function: DNA-binding transcription factor activity; sequence-specific DNA binding. The transcript has a single exon. Gene Ontology annotation, cellular component: nucleus. The coding region runs from base 262 to 2061 and encodes 599 amino acids. Gene Ontology annotation, biological process: regulation of DNA-templated transcription.